ACGGCCUUUUGUCUUGUUAUUUUGAUUUUGUUUAAAUUGCAAUAAUUGAAUUGAGUAUUUUUUUGAAAUAUUUUUUACUGUGAAUUGUGAAGGAAUUAAUUAAUUGAAACAUUGGUCGAAUAAGCUCAAACGAACUGCGAAUUGUUUUUGUUGCCGUGAUGACAGACAAGCGAAUUAGCAUAAGUUAUCAAAUUGAGAUCAUCAAAUUUACAAGCAUAUAUUGAAGAAUAUAUAAAGAGCAAACGAUAUUGGCAUAAAUGUAUAUUGAUUGAUUGAUUUGUAUACGACUUUCGCUAAUUUUGAACGCGUGUGUGUGUGCUUUUGUUCAAGAAUCGCAAGCGUUUCAAAUUUGAUUUCAAAUUGUAUUGAAUUUCAAAUUUAAAUUUGACAAUAUUGUGUGCGCGACGUCGACGGCAAUAAAUAUAUAAAGACACUUCAAACUGCAAAAUCAAUAGCGCAGUUGCGACGAGAGAAUGUAAACAUGCUUAACACUUUACCAUAAGUGCAAGCAAACGUACCAACGAGAUCCCCAAAAACGAAUUGACGAGUCGCCAAUACAAAACAACGAGUUAAGCAAACAAAGCGUGUGCAUUAAACUAACGAGUGAGCGAGAGCGAGUGCACCAUGGCAAUGCUUGAAGCGCGGCCUUACAGGCCAUUCAAGUCCAGCGAGGAGUAUCUGGAGGCAAUGAAAGAGGAUUUAGCCGAAUGGCUGCACACACUUUAUCCCGAGCUCAGCAUCAAUGCCGAGAACUUUAUGGAUCGCCUCGAUACUGGCGUUGCACUCUGCAAGCACGCAAAUUAUGUGCGGCAAGCGGCCGAGGACUAUUUGGCCCGGCGACAGGCGCGCAACAAAUCAAUGACACGCUCGAUGACUUCCGGCUUGGCCGGCCCCAUAUUGGCCCUAGGGAAUAUACACUAUCUGCCGGCGGCAAAGAGCGGCACCUUCUUUGCCCGCGACAAUGUCUCCAACUUUAUAACCUGGUGCAGAAAGAGCCUUAAGAUAAUCGAGUGCCUGCUGUUCGAAACGGACGACCUGAUCAUGCGGAAGAAUGAGAAGCAUGUGAUCCUCUGCCUGUUGGAGGUUGCCAGACGCGGCGCCAAGUUCGGCAUGUUGGCACCCAUGCUGGUGCAAAUGGAGCGUCAAAUCGAUCGCGAAAUUGCCGCCGACAACAAGGCAAAUGGCGUUGGCAUCGGCUGCGGCACACAGACCAGCAACGGGCUCUCCGACAGCGGCACCCAAACGGAGGCGAUUGCCGUGGGCGUUGGCAGCGAGUGUGUGGCCAGCGAAGCGGAUCUCUAUGACAGCGAUACGGAGAACGAGGACGACAGCGAUGAGAAUCCCAUGCUCAUGUACGGACCACAGCCCCAGAUCAUAACCAACGAUCUAAAGAGUCUCGAUGAAAUGGUCAGGGAUUUGGUGGAGAAGUGUACGUGCCCCUCACAGUUUCCCAUGGUGCGCGUGUCCGAGGGCAAAUAUCGCAUUGGUGACACCAAGGUGCUCAUCUUUGUGCGCAUCUUGCGCUCGCAUGUGAUGGUGCGCGUGGGCGGCGGCUGGGAUACGCUGUCGCACUAUCUGGACAAGCAUGAUCCAUGCCGCUGCCGUUCACAGCAUCGCACCUCGCUGACGGCACGCCUCGUCACACGCAAUCCGAGCAGCAACGGCAAUGGCAUUGAGCUACACAAGGCGCAGGUGAUAUACGAACGCUCACCGCCCGCAGCUCGACGUGUGCUAACGGCUAAUAACAGCUCAAACGCCAGCAGCGCUGUCUCCCCAGCAACUGCUGCAGCAGCAGCAUCAAGUGCCACUGCCAAUGCCAGUUUGUCGCCCAGCCAAACGGUGGGUAAAUAUCGCAGCCGCAGUCCGACGCCGCAGCGGAAGUUUCUUAAUCAAACGGCAGCAGCGGCUACAGCGGCGGCUACUGCAUCGGAGCCCGUUGUCUGCUCACCUUAUCUAGCCAGACGCUCCAUGUCGCCCAGUCAGCGGCGCCUGAUCGACAUACGCAAGAAACACAGCUCGCUGGAGUCCUACAGCAGCAGCAGCUGCAGUGGACCCAAAUCGCUGCCGGCCACCAUAAGCGACAGCGGCAGCCAAGUAAACGAGGAGGUAGCAGCCACUGCGGGUGCCGCAGCAGCUGUUGCGGCGGUGUCCACACAACCGGAGCAGAGUAACAAGUUUGAAAACAUUAGCGACAAUGGCAGUGAGAUCAGCGAUGAGGGCUACCGCAGUCUGGGCAUUGUGCAAUCGAAUGCACAAAAGCGCGAGUCUGUACACAGUCAGGCAUCCAUGGAAGACGCUGAAAGCAAUGCGCGUCUCGAUCAGACCUCGAGUGACUCGCAGAUAUCGCCCACGGAUGAGCAGGCUGACCAGGAGCAGGAGCAAGCAACAGAGCAACACGUAGCAGAGCCGCAGGUCCAGCUUAAUGACCUGCUGGAGCAGAGCGAUGAGAUUUAUGGACCACAAUCGCUGCCUGCAGUGCUGGCACUGCCCAAGCAGCUGCCCAAACAGCUUGCCCAGGCGCAAGCCUAUGAGGGCCAUGCCCGGUUCGAGCAGUCGGGCGUCUUCAUCACCGACGACGAGAUCACAGUGACUGCCCCCUCGCCCUGCCACGCCGAUGUGCCAGAUGGCGGCAAGUCAACUGUAGCUGCAAAUGCAACUGCAGCUGGCGCUGCUCAGCCUGGUAGCCGCAUACCACGUUCCCCGCUGUCGCAGCGACGUCGCCGCAGCAGCAUUGACAACAGCACCUGCAGUGGCAAAGCCGGCGGCAGCCUGCAGGAUCUUAGCAGCACACGAGCGACUGCGCUGCCCUCGUUUAGUCGCAAGCAGCCCGUCUAUCGUUCGGUGCGUCGUCCGCCAGUUGAGCCCAAGGUGACGCCAACGCCGCCGCCACGUGCCAAGGCUUCGCAGCUGCCGUUGGUGCGGGAUGUGACAAACACUUGGAGCGGUCGGAGCGCUGCCGCGCCCGUGACCAGCAAGAAGCGGCCGACAAUUGGUGCGGAUACCUUUGCGCCGCCAGCGGGCAACACAUCACCAGCACCAGCUGGCGGUGGUGCGCCUUGGGGACUCGAGCGCGGCGGCAAGGGGCGCUCCUCGCAGAUACUGUACGACAGCAAUGGACGGCGGGUGAGGGGCUGCAGCAGCUCGUUGACCACGUCGCCGGUGAAGAAUCACGCCUCCUCGCCGCUUGCUCAGCAGCUGCUAGAAGCGGCCAGCAGCGCCAAGAACGAUGCACAGAUACUGGAGAAGAUGAAGACGCUGCUCUCGCGCUACGCCGCCGGCAACCAACAGCAGUCGCCCGCACGCGCCUCCAACUGCAACAGCAAUGGCAAAAAGUCACCGGUGUAUGAGGAUUUCACUAGCGCCUGGGUGCACAGCAAUGGCAAUUUGGAGCGCUCCGAGAGCUGCUCGCCGCCAGCAAAAGCGCGCUCCAAGCUCAGCUCGGCGGCCUCCUCCUGUGGCAGCAAUCACUCACGCGAUAUGGCCAAUCCAAGCCCCAAUGCGGCAACAGCCAUAUCGCCGAGACGCGAGCGCGGCAUGUCCAAGAUACCGGCGCCAGUGCGUCAUCAUACGGAGCUUUAUUAACGGCACGCGCGGGCGCACAGCGUCCGGCUCAUGUCCAGGCCGAGGACACGACCAGCUCCAACCACGGCCAGUGACAAACUUCUUCCAAGUGUUUUCUGAAAACCAAGCGACGAGUAAGCACGUGUAGGGUAUGUAGGAGGAGAAGUAGGAGUAGUAGGAGGCGGAGGAGGAGGGUCAGGCGAAGUGACAAGAGGUGAGAGAAAGUUAAGUUAAUCUAAUGUUUAGGGCCAAGCUGGAAUUGUUUGUCUGCUUGUGGGCUUACAAAUAGAGAUAGCAAUAAAGAUAGAGAUAGAGAUAGAGAUAGAGCUGAGUACUUAGGUAAGAGAACUCGUGUAACGAACCGAUCCGAAAAGUGGAACCGUUCCAACUAGAAAGAUUUUUGUGAGAGGAAACUUAGUCAUAAUGCAGAUCAACAAAAUGUGUAAUCACAACUGCCUCAUCAAAAGUCUCCACAGCCCAGCCGCCGCUCAGCGCAAACCAUAUCAAUUCGCUACUCGUUACUCGCCACUCGUUGACUGUAAGUGCGAGUGCGAUCGCUGGGAACUAAGCUGGGUAGAGUACUAAUCCAAUCGACAAUUACAAUCCAAAUUUGAGACUUUCAAAUCUACAUUUUAAAAAGAAACGCAUUGAUCUAGCUUAACGAGACCUUUACUCGUUCUUUACAAACUUACAUAUACAUACAUAUAUUAAGAAGUCUUUUUUUUUUGUUUUUGGCACAUCAGAUUUUAAACAGAAAUUACUACUAUCUUGCUCUCGUGAUAGAUCUUAGCACAGCCCACAUAGGAGAACACAAAUGCAUAAUUUUCUAGAAAUUUUACGAUCGAUAACACACACACACAAUUGUAUAUAGAGACGGGCGAAGCAUACAAUAAAUGGGAAAGAAUGACAGAUUGAGACCUCUGGGACUGACUGUGGUGUGAGUUUAGUUGAUGAUGAUUUUCCAAGAUAGUCUUAGAAACAAAGUAAGAAAAAGGAUUUAUUUUUAUACGCAAGCAAGCAAGCGAAAGCCAUCAAUGUGACAAAACGUAUAGAAAGCUUUUAAACCAACUCGAUUUUACGCAUAAAAAAAGUAAACAAAAAAAGGAACAGUUAAUGCAAAGUAUAUACAUAUAUGCAUAGUUCGCUAAGUGAAUAUAUUGUAGGCUAGUAGUUAGGAUUGACGAUAACAUUUUGAGCAAAUGGCAAAAAUCUGGUGCUAACACCGCAGCUUAUUUCAAUUUCAACUCUAUAGUACCGUAUACCAAACCCGAAUCCCAAGCCACAAGUCUAUACAACACAUACAUAUGUACAUGCAUAGUUAAUAUAUAUAUCUUCUAUAUCUGCGAGGCCAUAACUUGACAACUGUCACAAAUAUAUAAGUAUAUAUAUUUUUUUUCGUAUAUCUCUCUAACUUACAAUUAAAUCCACAUAAAUACACGCGAGUCGAAUCAAAUGCUAGGAUUGAGGAUCAAGGAUCUUGCAGUUAUCAUUUGAGAAACAUUAGCUGAAUUUUGUUCUGCCACAUGGCCAGUUACAUACAUACAUAUACAAUAUAGACAAACAUACUAUGCAUACAUACGCAUUAGCUUACAGUUAUGUUAUACAAUUAUUAUUAAAAUAUAUAUGUAUAUGCUUUUUUUUUGUUUGUACAUUGUACCUUUACAUAUGCUAGAUACAUACAGUAUGUAUAUCCUUGUUUUUUGUACGCUGAAUUAGCAACAAUAAUGUGUAUUCGUUGAUAUCGGCCUUAAUGCGAUUGAUUAAGAUAUAAUAAUAUUCUACUGACGAUUUAUGUUGAAUAAGUUUUUUAGUCUUUCUUUCAGUUUGUAACGCAAACCAAAUGAACUUUAAAUGAAAGCUAAACAUAUGAAUUUUUAUAUUAAUUAACUAUAUACUAUACCUAUAACAACACUACGAAUCAACAUACAUAUAUACAAGCAAGCAUAUAUACUAGAUCAAAUCAAAUCGAAGCAAUACAGUUGAAGAUCAUUUCACCAAAAUGACAAUUUAAUUGUUUACAGCAGUUAUAGUUAUAAAGUAUUGGCGACUCAAUUUCGUUUGGUGAGCAAAAAAAACAAAAAACAUAUAAAAUGUAUUUUAAAUACAAUUAAUUAUAGCGAGCAAGAACAUUUAAAGCAAACUAACUAUUACAAAUGGAAUAGAAUACAAUUGAAAUAUUAGUAUAUAUUCACAUAUGUAUGCAGACAACAAAAACAACACAACACACACAUAAUUAAU
Messenger RNA from Drosophila busckii, 5799 nucleotides. RefSeq names its product GAS2-like protein pickled eggs (gene pigs). Bases 625 to 3582 code for a protein of 985 amino acids. Gene Ontology annotation, cellular component: microtubule plus-end; cytoplasm; actin filament. The record is from RefSeq and is a predicted model, not a curated record. The transcript is spliced from 10 exons. Gene Ontology annotation, molecular function: microtubule binding; cytoskeletal adaptor activity; actin filament binding. Gene Ontology annotation, biological process: protein localization to microtubule plus-end; microtubule bundle formation; regulation of microtubule polymerization or depolymerization. NCBI's taxonomy places the organism in Eukaryota, Metazoa, Arthropoda, Insecta, Diptera, Drosophilidae.